Molecule: messenger RNA, 1941 nt
Organism: Abrus precatorius (Indian licorice)
Lineage: Eukaryota; Viridiplantae; Streptophyta; Magnoliopsida; Fabales; Fabaceae
Product: protein trichome birefringence-like 11
Exons: 4
Coding region: 292-1632 (446 amino acids)
Cellular component (GO): Golgi apparatus
Molecular function (GO): O-acetyltransferase activity
Source: RefSeq, a predicted model, not a curated record
AUGAUUUGAGAGGUUUUAAACAACGAAGUAGACAGGAUUACAUAUGAAGCCAUGAAUAUUGCUCCCUUGCUUCUUCAUCACCCAUAUCUUUUUCCCCCUCUUUUUGCUUCUCAUUCACGAUAUUUACAAAACUGACCAAUCAAGCAAGGCUUAGCAAAGGGCCCAUGAACAUUGCUUGCAGGCCACCCUUCUGCGUUUUCGAACUUGUCAUCUUUCUCGUGUUUUUUGUCAUCACUCUUCACAACUUUAACCGUUAGAGAGAUACCCUGUUACCCAGAUUCCAUAACUUGAAUGUCUUCUAAGAGGUCCCCACAACAAUACGUGGAAGCCAUGCCUGUGUUUGAGAGGGUGAAGCGUUUAAGGUUGUUCGAACCGUCUCUGGGUGUUACUGGUUUUUUUCUAGUAACUGCUUUUGUUAUAUUCAGUUUCUUCUACUUGGAUUAUAGAGAACUCGCUGGAAGGUUUAUGUUGUCGGGUCAAUCUCAAAGGUUUAUUUGGUCGCAACAGAAGAGAGGUUCAGCAGAGGAACAUGUAGAGAGGGUUGAAUUUCUUGGAGAAAAGGGUGGUGGGUGUGAUUUGUUUGAGGGUAACUGGGUUUGGGAUGAAAGUUACCCGUUGUAUCAGUCAAAAGAUUGCAACUUUCUCGAUGGGGGAUUUCGGUGUUCUGAGAAUGGAAGGCCUGAUUUGUUCUACACAAAGUGGAGAUGGCAACCUAAAGAUUGCAACUUGCCCAGAUUCAAUGCAACAACGAUGUUGGAAAAACUGCGAAACAAGCGCCUAGUGUUUGCUGGGGACUCAAUUGGGAGAAACCAAUGGGAAUCACUAUUAUGCAUGCUCUCUUCUGGUGUUCCUAACAAGGACUCAAUCUAUGAAGUGAAUGGUAGCCCAAUCACAAAGCACAAGGGGUUUUUGGUAUUCAGAUUCAAGGAUUUUAACUGUACUGUGGAAUACUAUAGAGCUCCAUUUCUUGUAUUGCAAAGCCGGCCUCCUACUGGAACAAUUGGAAAGGUUAGAACAACCCUGAAAUUGGAUAAAAUGGAUUGGAACUCUUUGAAAUGGAGAGAUGCUGAUGUCCUGGUUCUUAACACAGGACACUGGUGGAAUCAUGAGAAAACCAUUAGAGGGGGUUGUUAUUUCCAAGAAGGUAUGGAAGUCAAGUUUGAAAUGAAGGUGGAAGAAGCGUAUAAGAGGUCCAUUGAGACAGUAUUGAACUGGAUGCAAAAUACAGUAAAUCCUAGCAAGACUCAAGUUUUCUUUCGUACUUAUGCCCCUGUGCAUUUCAGAGGUGGAGCUUGGAGAAAAGGUGGGAACUGUCAUUUGGAAACGCUGCCAGAGCUUGGGUCCUCAUUGGUGCCUAAUGAUAACUGGUCACAAUUCAAAAUAGCCAAUUCAGUGUUUUUAGCACACAAAAACACCUCACAAGUUUUGAAGUUCAAGGUAUUGAAUGUAACUCAGAUGACAGCUCAGAGAAAAGAUGGGCAUUCUUCUAUCUAUUAUCUGGGUCCUGAUGCGGGCCCCGCACCUUUCCAUCGCCAAGAUUGCAGCCACUGGUGUCUGCCUGGUGUACCUGAUACUUGGAAUCAGUUACUCUAUGCAUUGUUCCUUAAAUAUGCAACUUCUCAUAGAUCAUAGCCAUGAUUUUAUUUAUCAUGCAAUGGAUAAUAUACCAAUUCUUUCCUACAAGUGUCAUAGCGACGACAAUGCAUGACAUUUGUUUCAGCAGAUUUGCAUUAAGAACGAAGGUCUUUGUGAUAAUUACUUAUCUUAAGAAGUCCAACACGGCAACAACCGUGAAUGCUGCGGGUUUGCUUAUGUAUUCUCGUUACUGGUUAGGUUAGAUUAGGGAAUCAGCAAUGAUAUUCUGUAAUUAUCAAUUUUUGUUGUUCGUUGAAUUGUGAAUAUAGUUUUGAUACCAAUUAGAAUUAUUCAUUUUAUAGUUUU